AUGAUACGAAAAUUUAUAUCUUGUUCUCCUUUAACUAACGAAAUUAUUAAAGAAUUCGAUUUUAUUACUGAUUCAUAACUCCAAAAUCAUAUCGAACUUUCUUUAAAAGGCUAUUCAAUUUAAAAAAAUUUAUCAUUUUAACAAAAAUAUGAUCGUCUUCACUCUCUAACUUCCCUAAUUGACUAAAACUUUGAAAAUUAUGCAAAAAUUAUUACAACAGAAACUGGAAAGCCAAUUACCUAAUCUAUAGCCGAAGUAUAAAAAUCGUCUGCCCAUUGCAAAUACAUAAUCGAAAAUCUUGAUAAGUUAUAUAAAUCAGAGCGAAUAAAAACAGAAGCUAAAAAAUCUAUGAUUUUAUAUUAACCAUUAGGCAUAAUACAUUAUAUACUCCCAUUUAAUUUCCCUUUCUGGUUUAUUUUCAAAGGUAUGAUUUCUGCUCUAUCAGCUGGCAAUUCAGCACUUGUCCGUGUUUCAGAUUCCACACCUUUAGUAGGCUUAGCUGUAUAAGAAUUGUUCCAAAAAGCAGGUUUCGAUCAUUUUGAAUAUUAAAACGUAUUCACAUCACCUUCUUAAUUAGAAUUAAUUUGCAAAAACAGGCAUAUAAAAGGUAUUGCGUUUACCGGAAGUACGAAAACAGGCUCUUAAAUAGCCUAAAUGGCCGGAAAAUACAUUAAAAAAUCAACCCUUGAACUCGGAGGGAAUGAUCCUUUUAUAGUUUGCGAAGAUGCAGAUAUAGAUCUAGCUGUUAAUUUAGCUAUUAAAAGCAGAUUAGCAAAUGCUGGACUAUAGAAGGUUAAAAUAGGAAAUCCUUUUUUAGCAGAAACUGAAUUAGGACCUCUUGCUAGAAUUGAUUUAUUAUAAAACUUGGAAGCUUAAAUUGAAAAAAGUGUGCAAUAAGGGGCAAAAAUCGCUUUUGGAGGAAAUAGGUGUCUCUAAGAUGUUUUUCCUAAAGGAAACUUUUUUUAACCUACUGUACUUGAAAAUAUUAAUAGUAAUAAUAUUGCAAAUUAAGAAGAAAUAUUUGGACCGGUUUUCUCUGUUUUUAAAGUCAAAAAUAUUGAAGAAGCUAUUUAGAUUGCUAAUGAUAGUCGAUAUGGGUUAGGGGCUUGUAUUGUGAGUAAAGAUUUAUAAAAAGCAGAAGAAAUUGCAAAAUAAAUAGAAACAGGUACUGUUUAUGUUAAUGAUUUUGUCAGAAGUGACUCUAGAUUGCCUAUUGGAGGAAUAAAAGAUAGUGGAUACGGGAGAGAAUGUGGAUAUCAUGGAGCUCUUGAAUUUACUAAUAUUAAAAGUAUGUGGAUUAAAUGA
This is a messenger RNA of Ichthyophthirius multifiliis, 1305 nucleotides long. RefSeq lists its product as hypothetical. Lineage: Eukaryota; Ciliophora; Oligohymenophorea; Hymenostomatida. Gene Ontology annotation, molecular function: succinate-semialdehyde dehydrogenase (NAD+) activity. The record is from RefSeq and is a predicted model, not a curated record. The transcript has 2 exons.